UCCCAGUACUGUAGUUUUCUGCAGGUCGCACGGAGAGGGCCAGACUUACGGACUAUCUCCGCUCAGUUUUUUUCCCCCCUCGUGAGGCGGGUUUAGCGUUGCCGCUUCGUUUUACAACGCUUACCUACGUCAGUUCGUAGUUAGCCGCUCGCACGCGAUAAUUCCGUGUAAAUUAUUUUUGUGAGUUAUUAUUUUAUAAAAUUCAGCUUGAAGUGUUUUUUUUUUGGAUACGAAUGACUUUUUGAAUCGCUUUUUUUUUCUUUGAAACGGAUUUACUUGAAAAAAGUGGAUUUACUUAACAAAACAUUAGAUUUAUUGCAAUAGAAAAUUGGAUAUAUUGAACAUAAAUAUUGGAUAUACUUUACAUAAUUAAAAAAAAUUUCUCAAGAUUUUAAAAAGUUAUCUUUUUACAGAUACAAUAAAGCCUGGUGUUUUAUAAAGUCAAUUCAACCAAUUAGCACUCAGUUGAUCAAAACCUACACGCCAACGCUCGUGUUACGGCCGACUACACACCUAGCAUCAACAAACUGAACGUGUUCACACAUGUAACGCCGUGUGUGUAGGUACACAUGCCAGAAAGGGAAAAAAAUAAAAACCAUGGCGAAUUUACCUGUGGUGUUGAUAAUAAUUUCACAUGUGUCUUGAAGACCGUGGCUACAACCACUUAACCAUGUUUCUCUACAAGAAUUAAGGAUACACGAUACAUUCAUUCAACUCUUCUGGAACAUUCGACAAGAUUUAACAGUAAACAGUGAUACAAUGUUGGAACACGGAGGGUCCAGGUCCUGUCUAUAUGGGAUUGGAACCUGCACCAUCCUGCUGGUGAUGAUGAUGGUAGUGGUGACCUCAGGGAUGAUGAGUGGUGACCAUGUCUACCCCUACAUCACCGUGGCGAAAUGCCGGAUCACCUGUGUCAAAAAGUUCCUGCCGUUAGAAAAACAAGCAGACGACAGUGCAUGCCGAGACACAAAAACUUACAGAAGCUACAACAUGGACUGCAGUCUGUGCUGGGACGCGUGCUUUAACCUGAUGUCCAGCGCCAGCCUAGUCAACUCGACAUGCGACAACAGCCAGCACAAGGGUGUCAAAGUUGCCUGUGAUUUCGUACAGAGAAAACCAAAAGGCCCCAGCCUCCACGGGACUUGGAAGUUCCCUGAGAACGUCUCCGUCGUCUUGACCCAGGCUAUGUUGACCAUGUCAUGGAAACCGCCCGUCCUGGUGUCCGGUCCGAACGAGACUGGGUCAUCCGAUGACGUAACCAGGCCCCGCCCACUUGUUUACGUUCUGCUGAGCCGGAACAAGAACGAGAAGGAUGUCCAGUACGCCACGUUUGAGCAGUUGGUGUCCACCAAGCUAAUCAGCAGCAGUGACAACGUACCCCUCACGCCUGAGUUUAUCCUGGAGGCGGUCAGCGAGGGCGGGGUCAUUGCCAGGGUCGAGGUCACCCCGGAACCCUUGUUUGUGGCUGAGUUCGUCAUGUCACCUAGCGAGGACUACGAGAACCUUCUCGCCUCAGACAGCGCCACCUGGUAUGUCGAGAAAGAGAACGGCAUCAACGCGUCCAUGAAGCUGGACACGGAAGUGGUCACGGCCGAGGACGGCUCCUACGUGGGCAUGACCGGACUGGUCACCUUUCGGGGGCCGGAGUGGCUGAACGGACACGACACCCAUGCCUACGUCAUGUACUGGUUCAUGUUCGACUGUGACAACGCCUACGACUACGUGCCGCGGUGCAACGUGGCUAGGUUCUACAGGGGCAGCACCGUCUACGGAAAAACUGCAGACACGAUUACCUACCUGAUCAAAAACCUGUACUUUAACGCCGUCUACAAGCUCAUCAUCGUGUACCAUAACGACAGCCGCAUCAUCAGCGAGCUGGCCUUCAAGACGGAGCCGUGCGAGAAGCCGGACGUGAUGCGCUGGACGAGGUGUAUGGACAGCAUCAAGGAGGACGAGAGGCCGAAUGUCCUCAUCAAAGGACCCGGUCCUGUCGACACGGAAGACGAACGGCUGUACCUUAACAUCACCUCGAUGACCAUCGACGAGAGCAACGACCACGUCCGGGUCAACGUCACGUGGGUGCCCAUCAACCAAUCGGGCACGACCUACAACGUGACGACCCUGGUCCAGGGGGAGACGACCCUGGUGGUCGAGCGAGUCGUGACCCCCCAGCCCUACAUCGUCCUGAGCCUCCAGCAGGACACACAUUAUCUUGUCAAGGUGGAAGCGGUUCUCAAACCUCAGCCUGGGGUAGUCCCAGAACCAAGCCACCUGGCUGGAACCCUGAAGUUUAACACGUCCGAUGUCAACUUGGCCAUCUAUCAGGAGCCGGUGGCCUUCCGGCUGCAGAACGUGGAUGACAUCCGGCAGGUCAACGGGAUUAUAAUCGCCGUCUCGUGCGUCAUCGCCGUCUUCGUGCUGGUCAUCCUGGCAGCCAUCUUGUACAAAAAGCGGAAGAGCCUGACCGACAUCAUCGUUACCAAGGCGACGGUCGCCAAAAGUAACAGCUACAAAUCCAACGUGGGAGGUAAAUCCGACUACUCCAACCAGCUGAUUGUGUUCUCCGAUGAGUGGGAGCUAGACCCACUCAAGCUCAAGUUCAGCACACUGCUGGGUCAGGGCGCCUUUGGUAAAGUGGUCACGGGCUACUUCGAGGAUCAGAAAGUAGCCAUCAAGCUGGUCAGAGAGGGCGCCCCGAUGUCCUACAAAGAGGACCUGGUCGCCGAGAUUCACCUGAUGAAGAGGAUCGGCAACCACCCCAACAUCGUCUGUCUCAUAGGCGCCUGCACCAUGUCGGAACCGAUCGCUUUGGUGAUGGAAUACGUCCCGUAUGGGAAUCUACAAAACUUUCUCAAAAAAUGUCGGUUGGACGGUGACCUAAUUAAACGAACUGACGGAACCUGCGAGAUCACGUACACGAUGAUCCAAGAUGGCGGCGACCUAGAAAAUGGCGUCGUCACCCCAGCGGAUAUGUUGUCGUUUGCUAGACAAGUCUCGAUGGCAAUGGAGUACCUGACCGAGAAGAAAUACGUCCACCGCGACCUCGCGGCCAGAAAUGUGCUGCUGGACUACAACAAGGUGGUCAAGGUCUGCGACUUCGGCCUGUCCAGGGACAUCUUCAACGACAACCACUACAAGAAGCUGACCAACGGCAAGCUGCCCCUCAAGUGGAUGGCCAUUGAGUCGCUGCGGGAUCGAAUCUUCACCACGCAAUCGGAUGUCUGGUCGUUCGGGAUCUUGUUGUGGGAGAUCGUUACCAUGGGCGCCUCACCCUACCCUAACGUGGCACUGGCUGACCUUUACUACGUCCUCUCCACGGGCUACAGAAUGGACAAGCCCUCCAACUGUUCGGAUGAGCUGUACGCCAUCAUGCGGUCGUGCUGGGAGGACGAGCCCCUGGAGCGGCCCAACUUCACCCAGCUCCGCUUCAUGCUGGAGGAGCUCCUGACCGAGGACCGGAACUACCUGGUCCUGGAGGACAUCGACGUGCCCCUCACCAACAGCGACAACAGCAGCUCACCCACGCCCCCGCCCGGCUCCGACACCGAUCUCUCCUCCGUGAUAACAGACGGGGCGUCGGCCGGACCCCGGUUCAGCCCGCCCGACUCGCCGCCCCCCGCCGCCAACCCAUCGCACCCGGUGAAGCUGAUGAAGAAGGCGUCGCCUCGUAGAGACAAUAUGCGCAUCAACGUGUGCAUUCACCAGAAGUCCACGGACCGCUUGAUCCGUCCUAGUGAGAGCGAUUCCAGUCCGUCUUCGUGUUGAUCUGCGGUCAGCUCCAGGGGGGGUCAACUCUGGCCGCUCCUGGGGGUCAGCUCUGGCCGUUCCUGGGGGGUCAGGUGGGUCCACUAGAAACACGUCAGUGCGGGAACAUAAACACGUACUUUACUUGCAAAUAGAGAAAACAAACGAUAUACGAUUCUCCCGUCUUCGAUUUUGUGAUACCUAGUGAACUGAGUCUUCGAGAUGUGGCACAUUUCUCGAGUAGGGAGGAGACGCUCAAAGUGUACUAGUCUCGGGGCAAUCAGAACUACCAAUAGAGUCAGGAUUUGACAAAAGAGUCCAGUUUUGGCACCAAAAUAUUGUUUUAGUAAUAUUAGGUUCCGAAAAACAGGUUUUAGUAAGUCAAGUUUAUACAAAAAAAGGUCUGUUUUUUUGUGUAAGAGUGCCCAGUUUCAACAACUGUGUCCAGCUUUAGCAGUACCGUCGGUAAGAUCCAGCAAGUGACCAGUAUUUUCUGUUAUCAUUCUUGUCACUGUGACCAGCCUUUAUGGAAGGAUACCCAUUCAUCAACAACUGAAACCGUUCACUCACCAACAAGUCAACUGUAUCACAGCAAGCCUCUCUUCUUCUGAAAUCAAAUUCUGGAACUGUGUGGUUCGUGGUGCCACAUUCAUACACAACCGGUGUGGUGACAGAUUGUGUGGGGGAUCACACCCUGUCGCUUAUGUCGGAGUGGAGGCUAAAUGGAUGUUGGUAAACAAACCACAGCGUAUGUGGAGCAUGCCACACCAUACGUGACACAGCAGAACGUGACGAGAAGAAAGCCUUGUACGACCACAGUAAAUGGUGACACGUCCAGAACAAAUGGUGACACGUCCAGAACAAAUGGUGACACGUCCAGAACAAAUGGUGACACGUCCAGAACAAAUGGUGACACGUCCAGAGCAAAUGGUGACACGUCCCACGUCCAGAACAAAUGGUGACACGUCCAGAACAAAUGGUGACACGUCCAGAACAAAUGGUGACACGUCCAGAACAAAUGGUGACACGUCCAUAACAAAUGGUGACACGUCCAGAGCAAAUGGUGACACGUCCAGAGCAAAUGGUGACACGUCCAGAGCAAAUGGUGACACGUCCAUAACAAAUGGUGACACGUCCAUAACAAAUGGUGACACGUCCAGAACAAAUGGUGACACGUCCAGAACAAAUGGUGACACGCUAAAAAAUGGUGACACACCUAGAACAAUUUGCUGCCAUUCGUGUGUGCUGGGAUGCUUAGUAGUGACCAUUGCAAGAUGGGGGUUUUGCAAUGUGAACUGCUAGCAAGCGUUCUUGUGACGGUGUAAGGGAUACAACUCAUGAAUAAUUUCUGUACCCUGGCGGUAAAUUACUUCCCUUGGAUGUGUACUCUGCGCCUGUUUUCAGUUAACCGGUUAAUAAACUUGAUCUUGUUGUACAGCGGAUAUUAACAAACAGGACUUCACUUACCUGUUGUU
Physella acuta is the source of this 5219-nucleotide messenger RNA. RefSeq names its product fibroblast growth factor receptor 4. Gene Ontology annotation, biological process: cell surface receptor protein tyrosine kinase signaling pathway; positive regulation of kinase activity; multicellular organism development. The record is from RefSeq and is a predicted model, not a curated record. Gene Ontology annotation, molecular function: ATP binding; transmembrane receptor protein tyrosine kinase activity; protein binding. Gene Ontology annotation, cellular component: signaling receptor complex; plasma membrane. NCBI's taxonomy places the organism in Eukaryota, Metazoa, Mollusca, Gastropoda, Physidae.